Microsporum canis CBS 113480 is the source of this 2337-nucleotide messenger RNA. Its product is annotated as ras-GAP. NCBI's taxonomy places the organism in Eukaryota, Fungi, Ascomycota, Eurotiomycetes, Onygenales, Arthrodermataceae. Gene Ontology annotation, molecular function: GTPase activator activity; protein binding. The record is from RefSeq and is a predicted model, not a curated record. Gene Ontology annotation, biological process: regulation of GTPase activity; regulation of actin cytoskeleton organization. Gene Ontology annotation, cellular component: cell cortex. Bases 1 to 2337 code for a protein of 778 amino acids. The transcript has 4 exons.
AUGCUGCAGCCAGCGUCCCGCGCCUCUCGCGCAUCAACCUCCUCCUCCUCCUCCUUCCAGCCCAUGACCAGGCAGAACACCAUGUCCUCUCACGAUGCCCGCUCCAUGCGCCAGUCGAAGCGCAUGUCCGUCACCGCGCUCUACCUGUCCAUGUCCUCAAAGGAGAAGGACCUCGAGAUAUCAGAUGAACUCGCCAGAGCGCAAAAGAGCCUGCGGGAACUAAAGUCGAAGAUAUCUACUCAGUCAAAGAAGAACUUUGUCCUUGAAAAGGACGUCAGGUACCUGGACAGCAGAAUAGCCCUGCUCAUCCAGAAUCGCAUGGCCCUGGAGGAGCAAAACGAGGUAGCAAGUCAACUGGACGAUGCGGCAGAUAUCCAAGAAGGGGCCUUUCCCAACGACGACAAGACGCAGAAAUACGGCAAUCUGCUCUUCCUCCUUCAGUCCGAGCCCCGUCACAUCGCCCACCUGUGCCGUCUAGUCUCCAUGGCCGAGAUCGACUCGCUGCUCCAGACGGUCAUGUUCACCAUCUACGGAAACCAGUACGAGAGCCGCGAAGAGCACCUACUCCUCACCAUGUUUCAGUCCGUGCUCACGUAUCAGUUUGACAAUACCCCCGAAUACUCCUCUCUCCUACGGCAAAACACUCCCGUUUCGCGCAUGAUGACCACGUAUACCCGUCGUGGACCGGGACAGGCAUACUUGAAACAUAUCCUGGCAAGCCAGAUCAACUCCCUCAUAGAACUACACGACAUCGACCUCGAGAUUAACCCGCUCAAAGUCUACGAGGCCAUGGUGAGACAGAUCGAAGCAAGCACUGGAUCCCUGCCCCCGUACCUCGAAAGAGCCGUCACCGCAGAAGUCGCUGCUGAGAACGAACAGGUCCAGGCCAUCAUCGCGCCCAGACUCAAGAUGCUCUCCGAUCUGGCCAACAGCUUCCUCAAGACUAUCAUCGACGGUCUCGAGGAGACUCCCUACGGCAUCAGGUGGAUAUGCAAGCAGAUUCGCAGCUUGUCGAAGCGAAAGUACCCAGACGCUCAGGACCAUGUCAUCUGUACCUUGAUCGGCGGCUUCUUCUUCCUGCGCUUCAUCAAUCCGGCCAUCGUCACCCCGCGAUCGUACAUGCUGAUUGACGGUACUCCAGCGGAGAAACCGCGCCGCACCUUGACGCUGAUCGCAAAGAUGCUGCAGAACCUGGCCAACAAGCCUUCCUACGCCAAAGAACCCUACAUGGCCAAGCUGCAGCCAUUCAUCGAGCAGAACAAAGAUCGAGUGAACCGGUUCCUCCUCGACCUCUGUGAGGUGCAGGACUUUUACGAAAGCCUGGAAAUGGAUAACUACGUCGCCCUGUCCAAGCGCGAUCUCGAACUGCAAAUCACUCUUAACGAAAUAUACGCUACCCACGCCCUCAUCGAAAAACACUGCAAUUCCCUCUCGACAGACCAAAACUCCCACCUCAACGUCCUCUUGCAGGAACUCGGCCCUGCUCCUCCCCAGCUGCCUCGCAAGGAAAACAGGUCCAUCAACCUGCCCCUGUUCAGCAAAUGGGAAGCUCCCAUCGACGACCUCACCUCCGCCCUAGACAUCACCCAGGAAGAAAUCUUCUUCAUGGAAGCCAAAUCCACCUUUGUACAGAUAAUGCGCUCGCUGCCCCACAACAGCUCCGUCACCCGCCGCCCUCUCCGCCUCGAUCGCAUUGCCGAAGCAGCUGCCACCCUUAAAAACGACGCCGUCAUGGUUCGCAAGGGCAUCCGCACAAUGGAACUCCUCAGCCAGCUCCAGGAACUCGGCGUCAUCGACCGGUCGGACGACUUCUCUCUCCUCCGAGACGAGGUCGAGCAGGAACUCGUCCACCUCGGCUCGCUGCGCGAAAAGGUUCUCGAGGAACAGCGUAAACUCGAAGAAGUCUACCGUACCAUUCGCGACCACAACGCCUACCUCGUCAACCAGCUGGAGACGUACAAGUCGUAUCUGCAUAACGUCCGCAGCCAGAGCGAAGGGAAGCAGCGCAAGACGCAGAAGCACCAGGAACUAGGGCCGUACAAAUUUACACACCAGCAGCUGGAGAAGGAGGGGGUCAUUAGACGCAGUAAUGUGCCCGAAAACAGGCGGGCUAAUAUCUACUUUAUGUUCAAGAGUCCUCUCCCGGGUACUUUUGUCAUCAGUCUACACUACAAAGGACGUGCCCGUGGCCUCCUUGAAUUGGAUCUAAAGCUUGACGACUUGCUAGAGAUGCAGAAAGACAACCAGGAAGAUCUAGACUUGGAAUAUGUCCAGUUUAACGUCUCAAGAGUCCUGGCACUGCUCAAUAAACGGUUUGCCAGGAAGAAGGGAUGGUAA